Molecule: messenger RNA, 2272 nt
Organism: Vidua macroura (Pin-tailed whydah)
Lineage: Eukaryota; Metazoa; Chordata; Aves; Passeriformes; Viduidae
Gene: WDSUB1
Product: WD repeat, sterile alpha motif and U-box domain containing 1
Exons: 11
Coding region: 939-2021 (360 amino acids)
Biological process (GO): protein ubiquitination
Molecular function (GO): protein binding; ubiquitin-protein transferase activity
Source: RefSeq, a predicted model, not a curated record
GGUAAUCCUGUAAGAAGGUGUUAUAAAUAUGCUUAGGUAAUUGAGAAAUCUAGUUCUUCAAUGAUUUUUUUUACAGAUUCUGUGCUGGUUAAUGCUUUGUCUGCAAUACUAGAACUGUUAGUUUUCUAAAAUAUCAGGUUACCAGCUACACUACAUACAAUAUCUUUAAUACAAGUUGCAUUUUUUUCAGUUUGUAUCCCAAUUCAGCUGGACAGCUGGGAAGGUGGCAACAUCUACUGCUAUAGUAAUGACAGUGAGACAAGCAUCAACUCUUAACUUGACGUGGCCAGUGUAUCGCUUUCCUUGCGAACAGCCAGUGUCUUCAUUACUCUUGCAGUAAAAUCAAAUUUACAGGAAGUAUUAUAUUUGAAUGGCAAGCUUGAGUCAUGCAUAUGCCCUCAUAUAUCCAUAGAAAAGAGCAGGGAUUUAACCACUAGAAAAAUGUUUGUAAUAUUUCCUCUUUGCUAAUUUUCUCUCCUGUUGAUGUAUGUUUUCUUAAGAGGAAAAAUUUUCCAGUGUGCUCUCAUCCUCUCUGAACAAAGUGUGCCAGUCUUUGUUUACAGAAUUUAUUCUGAAACUUUCAAACUUACUAUUUUAUAAAUCUGUAACAGCACUCAAUGAAGAAUGUUAUGGUGGAGUGUGAGUUCUAUUUUGUCUCUUGUCAUCUCUUUGGAAAAAAAUGGGAUGAUAAAAAAGCAGCUAAAAAUCAAAAUAUGUAUCUUUAAAAGGAGGUCUAAAGCCUUCUUUUUAAGUGUCUGUCACCUAGGAUUCAGAACAGUGAAAAGCCAGGCUUCAGCCGUGGAUCACAGAGUGUGCAAUCAAAUAAAGUGCUACAAAACGGAGCGUGAGAUGGUCCAGACUAAACACGGAAGGCCGAUCAUUUAGGGAAUGCUUCCUGGGCACAGUGACUCCGAGAAAGUGACUUAGUCUUCCUCAAAAUGUGGGCAGCGGAUGGCAGCGUGGUUCUUUGGAACGUGCAGUCCAUGAAACUGUACCGAUCUGGGAAAGUUAAAGGUGGUUCUUUGAUGGCUUGUGCAUUUUCUCCCAAUGGAAACUUCUUUGUCACUGGAUCAUCAAGUGGUGAUUUAACCAUUUGGGAUGAUAAAAUGAGAUGCCUGUAUAAUGAAAAAGCACAUGAUCUUGGCGUUACCUGCUGUGAUAUUUCUUCACAUCCAGUAUCUGAUAGUGAAAAUGGAUUGAAAUACUUCCAGAUGGCUUCCUGUGGACAAGAUAAUCAUAUCAAACUCUGGCUUAUUUUGUUUGCAGAUUUCUUAGGUGUUCAGUUAAAAUAUAAGUGCACACUGAAUGGGCACUCUGCCCCAGUUCUGGCUUGUGCAUUUUCAUGUGAUGGACAGAUGAUAGUCUCGGGGUCUGUGGACAAGUGCGUCAUAAUCUAUGAAACUAGUACUGGCAAUACCCUUCAUACUUUGUCUCAGCAUACAAGAUAUGUUACAACUUGUGCUUUUGCACCACAUAGUCCCUUACUUGCCACAGGCUCAAUGGAUAAAACUGUGCACAUAUGGCAGCUUGACCUUAAGCAACCCUGUGCAGGAUAUACUGUAGAAAAUGAAUCAAAGGUGGCUGUUGAGGACUGGUCAGAGGAUGAUGUUUCAGCCUGGCUCUGUGCACAGGAUUUAGCAGACUUUGUUGGACUUUUCAAAAUGAAUAAUAUUGAUGGCAAGGAACUACUCAAUCUUACUAAGGAAAGUCUUGCUAAUGAAUUAAAAAUUGAGUCUCUAGGCCUGCGCAGUAAAGUUCUCCAGAAAAUUGAAGAACUGAGGAUGACAAUGAUCUCAGUUUCUGUUCCUGAUGAGUUCCUAUGUCCUAUAACAAGAGAGCUUAUGAAUGAUCCUGUCAUUGCCACAGAUGGCUAUUCCUAUGAAAGGGAAGCAAUGGAAAACUGGAUCAGCAAUAGACGAUCUAGUCCCAUGACGAAUCUUCCUCUCCACUCUCUUAUGCUCACACCAAACAGAACACUAAAAAUGGCCAUUAGUCGCUGGCUAGAGACUCAGCAGAAAUAGUUAAACCACUUAAUUGUGAAGUUGUUUGUUAAAAUUAUUUGAAAUUUUAUGCAGCUGGAGGAAUUAAUUGUAUCAGAAACAAAUGGAAAGAAAAACUUGUGUUUCUCUUCUAUCUGUGGCUGGUUAAACCUUCACUGGUGGAAAUUCCCAGAAGAACUUUAAGUUCCUGGUAGUUCUACUUUGUGGUAUUUCUGUUUAAGAAUCAAGUACUCAAACUCAGUUUUUCAAAUAAAAUUUUCUUAUAAUUUUUA